AUGCCAGCUUACGACAACGAAGGAGCCACGAUAUCCAUGGAGGACGUCCGGGAUAUCGACCGUCCGAUCACCAUCAGCACCAUAGAAGAAGAGCUAAUAGCCAGAAGAAACAGAAUGUUCAAAACUCAAAAGUCCACAGUUGCUUCUAGGAGGCAGCAAGCGGUGUGUGUCAGACGAGCGCACAAAAGAUAUGGAACAGCUAAAAACCCGAACGUUAUUUUGGAUGGUCUGAAUAUGACUGUUGCUAAAGGAUCUAUAUAUGGCCUUUUGGGUGCUUCUGGCUGCGGCAAGACCACACUGCUGUCGUGUAUAGUCGGCAGACGAAGACUGAAUUCUGGUGAGAUCUGGGUACUGGGUGGAAAGCCCGGAAGCCCUGGCAGUGGAGUUCCUGGGCCUAGAAUAGGAUAUAUGCCACAGGAAGUCGCGCUCUUCGGCGAAUUCUCGAUCAGAGAAACACUAAUAUAUUUCGGUUGGAUCGCGAACAUGUCCACUCCACAAGUAGAAGAACGAAUAGACUUCCUCAUCAAGUUAUUGCAGUUACCUAAUCCUACAAGACAAGUCAAAAAUUUAUCCGGUGGACAACAAAGAAGGACUUCUUUAGCCGCUGCCCUUAUUCACGAUCCUGAGCUGCUUAUCCUGGAUGAGCCUACAGUUGGAGUGGAUCCUGUGCUCAGACAAAGCAUCUGGGAUCAUCUCGUGGAUAUAACAAAGGAAGGUCGGACAACAGUGAUCAUAACUACUCAUUACAUCGACGAAACAAAACAAGCUAACAUGAUUGGCCUUAUGCGAGGCGGUAGAUUUUUGGCUGAAGAGUCUCCAAGCGAGUUGAUCAGCCGCUACAACGCCGAAAGCCUUGAAGAAGUGUUCCUGAAGCUGUCAGUGCUACAGAAUCUAGGCAAGCGCCGAAGAUCUAGCAUUCUCGCUGAUGUCGUGGAAAAAGUUGAGCUUCCCACUAUGCCUGAUCCAUCAGCCAUAGAUUUGGAGGAAGCAGAAGUAGGAGAGAUUUCCGGAGAGUUCGGUGACAACGUCUCGAUGAGCAGUAAAGGAAGGGUUGUAGUGGCACCGGACCUGCCUAUUCCAGUAGAAGCUAUACCUCCUGAAGAGAAACCGAAGAGAACAAAAAUGGAAAUGAUCAUGCCAAUGAAAUGGCAUCACAUGAAAGCUCUAAUAUGGAAGAACUUCUGGAGUCUAUUUAGGAACUUUGGUGUAUUAGCGUUCAUAAUGGGCUUACCGAUAUCGCAAAUGGUCUUAUUCUGCCUCGCUAUCGGUCAUUAUCCUGUUGGUCUUCCCAUAGCGGUUGUGAAUUACGAGUCUCACAGCAGCGAUCCGUUGUGUUAUUAUGACCAGAAGAAAUGCCCUCAAGACCGCAGCACGUACGAUUGGCAUUUGACGAACUUUAGCUGCCGUUAUUUGGACUUCCUAUCGAAGCGGCAGAGCAAUCUGAUCCUGUACCCCAACACUGAAGAAGCCAUGUCGGAAGCAGCCCACGGCAAAGCCAGGGUUGUCCUGGUGUUCCCUGCCAAUUUCUCAACUUGUCUUCAAGAAAGAAUCACGAAUCCACGUCGCACAGAUGACUACACUAUUAUGAAUUCCGAUGUAGAGAUCCACAUGGAUAAUACAGAUAAACAAGUCGAAUGGAUGUUGAGUCGCGAUCUGCAGCUUGCGUUCAUGGACGCUACACAGGAGCUGGCGAAGAUCUGUCAGCUACCCUCGAGAAUGAUGUCCAUUCCGGUGCACUUCAAUGAGCCUAUCUAUGGUCUAGAUGAGGCCAACUUCACCGAUUUUGCUGGACCGGGAGUAAUAUUAACUAUCAUAUUUUUCUUGGCGGUGGCUUUGACUUCAGGGUCUAUGCUGGCUGAAAGAAAUGAAGGCAUCCUUGAAAGGACUCUAGUUUCAGGAAUCACUGGUACAGAGAUUCUGUUCUCACACGUCACGGUACAAAUGCUGGUGAUGAUAGCCCAGUCGGUCAUUGUCUUGGUCAUCGGCUUCGUGUUCUUUGGACUCACGAUGAGAGGUCCUAUUGGAUGGGUCACAUUCCUCACACUGAUCACUGGAUUGUGUGGAAUGACUUUUGGUUUCGUCGUGUCCUGUGUUUGUGACACCGACAGAACAGCUACUUACCUGGCCCUUGGCUCGUUCCUGCCGAUGGUGUUACUUUGCGGCAUCAUAUGGCCCGUUGAAGGUAUGCACCUGAUUCUACAGUGGAUCAGCUACAUUCUUCCGCUUACGAAAUCUACAGAGUCUCUCAGAUCUAUGCUACAGAGAGGUUGGACUAUCAAUGUACCCACUGUCUACUCCGGGUUCAUAUCGACGGGUAUUUGGAUAGCAAUUUAUUUGACCACAAGUAUUUUACUACUUAAAUUUAAGAAAGGCUAAUCUGAGGUCUGAACAUACCUUAUAUUCAGUGUUAAUAUUAUUACGGAAGGCGGUCAUGUUUCUAAUUAGACCUGUGGAAUAAAUUUGAAACCUAUUUUUAAUUGUUAUAAGUUCGAUUUUGAAUUGUUGUAAUAGAUUUCUAGGGUGUUGUAUGAAAAUGUCUGUUUAAUCAGAACCACCUACAUUUUUUGAGAUAAUGUAUAAUGAAAAUUCUAUAACUGGGAUGACAAAAAAUAAGUUAAUCAAAAUUACUUUUCAAAUUGAUAAAACUUAAAGGCUUCGUCAAACAGAAUGCGUACUUAGCGCUGCGUUUUAACGUCGCGCUCUUUUCAUGAUGUCGAGUG
Messenger RNA from Bombyx mandarina (wild silkworm), 2720 nucleotides. RefSeq names its product ABC transporter oskyddad (gene osy). Lineage: Eukaryota; Metazoa; Arthropoda; Insecta; Lepidoptera; Bombycidae. The record is from RefSeq and is a predicted model, not a curated record.